Messenger RNA from Cajanus cajan (pigeon pea), 2360 nucleotides. The record is from RefSeq and is a predicted model, not a curated record. NCBI's taxonomy places the organism in Eukaryota, Viridiplantae, Streptophyta, Magnoliopsida, Fabales, Fabaceae.
CUCAUUUUUUUUAUUAUAUAGCCGCACUUCGAGACAGACAAUGGGAUACACCAUCUAUACCUAGUUCCAAAGAAACUUUUAAAAUGUUAUAGAAGAUUAGUUAGUGGAGGGAGGGAAGAACAACUCAUCACUUUAAGUUGCUCAUAAAGAAGACUGCUUUCAUGAUAUUUUCUCCUACCACGCCUACCUUUGUUUGAAGUUUAGACUUCCACUUGCAUUUGCAGCUUCUUAUUAUUGUUAUCCAAGUUCCUUUAUUCGCAUUCCGAGCUUAUUGUUUUGGUGGGUGUAUAUAAAGUAAGGUGGAGGAGUGAUACAUAAAAUGGAGGAGAGAGGAGAAACAGAACUGAUAUCUAUACCGGCGACACCGAGAGUGUCGACGCCGGAGAUACUAACACCGUCGGGGCAGAGGUCACCAAGAGCAGCAUCAAAGGAAGGAAAAUCAUGGACCCCAACCUCGUUCAUAUCACCAAGGUUUCUGAGUCCAAUAGGGACACCAAUGAAGAGAGUGCUGAUAAACAUGAAGGGUUACUUGGAGGAGGUUGGACAUCUUACCAAACUCAACCCCCAAGAUGCUUGGCUUCCCAUCACUGAGUCUCGCAAUGGAAAUGCUCACUACGCUGCAUUCCACAACCUCAACGCUGGUGUUGGCUUCCAGGCUCUCGUUUUGCCCGUUGCUUUUGCGUAUCUUGGCUGGAGUUGGGGAAUUCUUUCCUUAACCAUAGCAUAUUGUUGGCAACUUUACACGUUAUGGAUUUUGGUUCAGCUGCAUGAAGCAGUUCCAGGUAAAAGAUACAACAGAUACGUGGAGCUAGCACAAGCAGCAUUUGGGGAAAGAUUAGGAGUCUGGCUUGCUCUCUUCCCAACUGUUUAUUUGUCAGCAGGAACUGCAACAGCUUUGAUUCUUAUAGGAGGGGAGACCAUGAAACUGUUCUUCCAAAUAGUUUGUGGUCCCACUUGUACCUCAAACCCUUUAACCACAGUGGAGUGGUACUUGGUUUUCACUUCUCUAUCCAUUGUCCUGUCUCAGCUUCCUAACCUCAAUUCAAUUGCAGGCCUCUCACUCAUAGGGGCUGUGACAGCCAUAACUUACUCCACCAUGGUCUGGGUACUCUCUGUUAGCCAACAAAGGCCCCCCUCAAUCUCCUAUGAACCCCUAUCAUUGGCAUCAUCAUCUUCUCUGUUUCUUGCCUUGAAUGCACUUGGAAUUGUAGCCUUUUCUUUUAGAGGCCACAAUUUGGCCCUAGAAAUUCAGGCCACAAUGCCUUCAACUUUCAAGCACCCUGCUCGUGUGCCAAUGUGGAAAGGAGCCAAGGUUGCUUAUUUCUUCAUUGCAAUGUGCCUCUUCCCUAUUGCUAUUGGAGGAUUUUGGGCCUAUGGCAACCAAAUGCCUCCCGGGGGGAUUCUUACUGCUUUGUAUGCAUUUCACAGCCAUGACAUCUCUAGAGGAAUACUUGCCUUAGCUUUCCUUCUUGUUGUGUUCAACUGCUUGAGCAGUUUCCAGAUAUAUUCAAUGCCUGCUUUUGACAGUUUUGAAGCCGGUUACACGAGUAGGACAAACCGUCCCUGCUCCAUAUGGGUGAGAUCAGGUUUUCGAGUGUUCUAUGGAUUUGUCUCAUUCUUCAUAGGAGUGGCGCUUCCCUUCCUCUCAAGUCUUGCUGGUUUGUUAGGAGGACUCACUCUUCCAGUCACCUUUGCAUAUCCUUGCUUCAUGUGGGUUCUCAUAAAACAACCAACAAAAUAUAGCUUCAAUUGGUAUUUCAACUGGAUUCUGGGUUGGUUGGGGGUUGGUUUUAGCUUGGCCUUUUCCAUUGGAGGUAUUUGGAGCAUUGUGAAUGAUGGACUCAAACUCAAGUUCUUCAAGCCCAAUUGAUUUUUUAAUAACAGCUAAUAAGCCAUGCAAAUGCACAUGCACUAUAUAAAUGCUGCUCUUUAGGCCUUUUCCAAUGGUCUCAUAUUUAGUGCAUGACUUAUCUUUCGUGGAAGGUUUGGUUCUAUUGUGAGAAGUAAUGGUUAGUGGAAAGCCAUGCAUUAUUAAUGAAGAGAAUGAUCCUUUCCUUGAUAGUGAAGUUUAAAGAAUAUCUCUCCAUGGCUUCACCAUUCCUCUGAUGUGGUUCUCUUAUCUCUUAGUGCUGCUAUAGCUUGUUAUAUUUAGAAUAUUAAAUGGUUUGCUCUUAUUCAUUUUUGUAGAGACAUCCAGAACAACCCUCUGCCCCCAACUAAAAUCCUCAAGUCUUCAAGUUGUACGCUGUAACCCGUGUGGUUUCAAAAGUAAAAUGUUUAGAUCCUUUCUAUCUUCUUUACCUUUGUACUGAUGACUAUUAAUUUUGGUUAAUGAGAGAAGCAGAUAAAUCUUCAAUCUA